Messenger RNA from Calidris pugnax (ruff), 4295 nucleotides. It is a transcript of the gene HAPSTR1, whose product is annotated as chromosome unknown open reading frame, human C16orf72. Lineage: Eukaryota; Metazoa; Chordata; Aves; Charadriiformes; Scolopacidae. The transcript is spliced from 4 exons. The record is from RefSeq and is a predicted model, not a curated record. Bases 262 to 1083 code for a protein of 273 amino acids.
ACAGCAGCCAGUCGGGCGUUGGGGGCGGACGUUGAGCGGCAGCACGUUCCCUGGCGUCUCCGACGGGCUUUUACUGCGCUUGGGGCGGCGCCGGAGCUCAGUGUGUUUGGAGCCGGAGGACGGGCGGGCCGGGCCCGCGAGCAUGGGGGUGAGGUAGAGCCGGCCCGACUGCGGAGGAGAGGCGAGCGCGGCUGUCUGGCGGGGCUGGGCCUGCGCGGCGGCGGCGGCGAGGAGGAGAAGGGCCGCGGAGCCGAGCGGAGGAUGGAGGACAAGAAGGAGGAGGGCGAGGCGGAGAUCCAGGAGCACGGGCCCGAGCACUGGUUCAGCAAGUGGGAGCGGCAGUGCCUGGCUGAGGCCGAGCAGGAGGAGGCGCUGGCCCCGGAGCUGCAGGACGAGGCGGCGGCGCAGCCGGAGCACAAGCAGCAGAAGCUCUGGCACCUCUUUCAGAACUCGGCCACCGCCGUGGCGCAGCUCUACAAGGACCGGGUGUGCCAGCAGCCGGGGCUCUCCCUCUGGGUCCCUUUCCAGAACGCCGCCACUGCGGUCACCAACCUCUACAAAGAAAGUGUGGAUGCCCAUCAGCGAAGCUUUGAUGUAGGAAUUCAAAUUGGCUAUCAGCGUCGGAAUAAGGAUGUGUUAGCCUGGGUUAAAAAACGCAGAAGAACUAUUCGUAGAGAAGACUUAAUCAGCUUCCUAUGUGGAAAAGUUCCUCCACCAAGGAAUUCUAGAGCUCCCCCAAGACUGACUGUAGUAUCCCCUAACCGAGCUACUUCAACAGAAACUAGCUCAUCUGUAGAGACUGAUUUGCAACCCUUCCGUGAAGCCAUAGCUCUGCAUGGUCUUAGUGGUGCAAUGGCUAGUAUAAGUGUUCGCUCAAGUACCCCAGGCUCGCCCACUCACGUGAGCAGUGGCUCCAAUGCUAGUCGAAGGAGAAAUGGACUUCAUGAUGUUGAUUUGAACACUUUCAUAUCAGAAGAAAUGGCACUCCACUUGGACAAUGGUGGAACUAGAAAGCGUACCUCAGCCCAGUGUGGCGAUGUCAUUACAGACUCACCAACUCAUAAACGCAACAGAAUGAUCUAAACUGCAAAAAUUUCAAACCCACCAUGCUGCUUGAAAGCCACUUGAUCCUCAGAGUACUAUUGAAAAGGAAACAUGAGGCCAUCUUUCCAUAUUCACUGUUUAAGACAAAUGAAUUCAAUAAUUGCCAUAAAGGAAAUUUUAGAUAUUACAUUAGAUGCCUCUUGUAACUGCGGCUUUCUUAAACUAUAUUCUUAGCAGAGGACAUCAGAUAUUGUGUAGUAGUUAGCAAGAUCAUCAUAGGCAAACAUGUAUCCGUUCCAAGGCUAAAAGUGACCUUACUUGUAUUCUUAAAGGGAAAGGAAAUUUCAGAUGUUUAUUUGGUUAUAGAAUGCUUUUUUUUUGUCCUUUAUUUCCUGCUGUGUUGAGUAUUUGCUUAAACAGUAUUGCCAGUUUGACUGAAAUUGUCUACAACAUGACUUGGCAUCUUUGUCAAAACUGCAGGCUUCCAUUUUUGCAGCACUGUACCAUGCACCUAGUUUCUAUAUAGUAACAGUGUGCAAGUUAUAAAUAUUGGACUGUACCCUUUUUAGUUUUAAAAAGCAGUUGAUAAUUCUGGUGAUUGUGUGAUAAUGUAAAGAGGUGCUAUGAUGGUCAUGCAAUUAAUACUUAAUAUUGAAUCAAUACAAGGAUCUUUAUUGGAUUCACUUUGUGUGUUUUAGUGCUCUGAAGUAGCAAUAUUAAACUUUUCCCCGAUUAACUUCAUAGGCUUUUAAAUCAGUUUGAGAAAAUAUAUGUACUUAUUGGUAUUAUCCUCGUGGUAAUCAUACACAGUGCAGACUGCACCAGUGCUGACCUAAAUUUAGAGAAAGAUGUCCUGUAAUUGGAAAAUAGGCUUUUCUGUUCAGUAUUAGUGAAGGGUAGGUUUUGUGUACACCCAUAUCCCAUUUUGCAUUUCUUGUGAAGUAAUUGCCCAUUGCUGGGGAGGGGUGGGAGGAGAGGGAAUGAGGGGGAAUAGUUGGAAAAGGGGUGUGUUCUAACAAGUAAGACUUCUGGUCACAUGUGGAAGCUUGGACUAACUUAAACAAGAUUCUGUGUGAUGCUCCCUCCUUCGGAGGGGGUGACAUGCGGGUUCUAUGAAGUGCUAAGAAAAUAAUUUAAAACUGGAAGUUGAUGAUAAAGCUCUGGAUAAACAUGCCGUAAGGAUGAAUGAAAAAGGAUAAAUGGCUUUCUUUUUGUGUUGAGCUUAUAUUCAUAGGAUUGAACUCUGGCUGCCAUAACUUAAAAAUAAUCUAAACCUAAAGUAGAGAUCAAGACUGAUCUGCUGCAAAUCCGUUUCUGAAUGGGGAAGGAUAAGUGUCAGUCUCAAAAGAGUGUCCUAACUAUUUUUACAUGUAGAUGCAGCAAGUCUGGUGGAGAGCGCUGGCUUUAAGGGCCUCUAACUCUCUGCCAGGGAAAGGGGUAGUACAGGAGGAAUAAGAAAAUGAAGAGCUCCAAACCUGCAAGUUGGUAGGAGGUAUUUAGUGAGGUGGUACGUAUGCAUGCUUUAACUGGAAGCAUAGGCUGAUCCUUGGAUGAAAUGCAGCUAUGCUAGAUUCACAAUACUAAAAGAAUUGUGAUGGUCUAGCUAAGUUAAGGCACCUUGAGCUCCAUGUUAAUACACAGCUCUUCAAGACUUUUGCUUACGUGCUUGUAGAGUCAGAUCUUUUUUGUAUUAUCUUCCCUGUUUGAAACAGACUUCGCUGUAGUUACCCUGGUGUCCUCUCAUUGGUGUUCUGUAGUCAAGGAAAGACAGCAGUGAUGUGUCAAAUUCUCAGAAUUCAAGGUGCUCUACUAAGAGCAUAAUUUCCUUGCUUUGUGGUGCUUCCAUCAGAUUUCUUUACAUCUAAGAGCUCUUGAAGAUGUCAACAGUUGCACAGUACUGUAGCUAGAGGUUCUGUAGUUCAUGGGACAAUUGUAAGAACUGUCCAAAGCAAGAUGGUAAGAACUGUUCAAAACCCCCACCUGUGUUACAUAGCUGAACUUGCACAUCACCUGAAGACUCAGUAUACGUUAAUUUCAGUUACUGCUAUUAACUACGAUUCAUAAGACUUAUUUUAUGUAAAAUAUUAAUACUGCAUAAAGCUAGUUUUCAUUUGGAGACUGCAUUUUCAACAAAGAUUUUGAAGAUGGUAUCUAAAUAUAUGUUAGUAUUUAUUAGGCUGUUGGGAAUGAGAUUUUUCUGUUCCAGAAGAAAAAUCUGGAGUCCUGAACAGAAAGGACGUGUGUGAGAACCAUUCUUCAGCUCUUCUGUUUAUUCAUUAACUGGCUUGUACAACUAAGAUGCUUAUGCUCUGCGACUUCUAACACACUUUACUAUUACAUGUGGUAAUGGUAAUAACAUACUGGGAUCGGUUCUGCAUAUAUGGACUGAACUGUAACAGUGCUUCUGGUCUAGCCCAAAUAUACAGAGCCUGUUCAAAUUUCUUCCUUUCCUUGCAGUGAAAUAAAUCCUGUUAAUGCUUUAAAGCAUUAAUUCAGUCUACUACCAUCUAAAACUAAAUUUGUCUGGCUUUUUAUUUAAUUUGUGCCAUUUUUCUUUGAAAGAAAGCAGGCUUAGGUAUUAAACUGGUUGCAUUAAUGUUUUUUUGCUUGUACUUUAAAUAUUUGGCAACUUUUUGAUUGUUUUUCGUUUAGCCCCGACUGUUUGCUCUUUGUUAACCUCUGCCAGAAUGAUCAAAAAUGCAUGUAUUCACCUGGUAAACACAAGGAGAACAGGUUGUCUCUUAAGAAAAAAAAAUAAAAAAAGUUCAGUACCUGUUGCUUUGAAGACUAUUUCUUGUGCCAGUGUAGAAAAUUGAUGUUCUGGAAAUAGCUUUCAGCUAUUAUCCGAACUGUAGCUCCUGGAGCCAGAAGUGAGUUGAUUUUUUUUUUUUCCUCUAAGAAACACUGAAUUGAGAACUGUUUAGUUUGGUAAAAAUGGUGCUUACUUUUGCUUUCUCCUAUGAAUCGUAUAGUUGACCGGUCUCUUCUCCAUGUACAUCAAAUCUAACAUGAAUGUGCGGCAAGUUACAUAAAGUACAUCCUGCACUGAAGCUACUGAGCUUGGCUUGCUUAUUAAUGAAGUAAGUUUUAAAUGUUAAAUUUAAAUCUAUAUUACAAUAAAGUAAUGCAAAAAUGAUUUUGGCUGAAACUGAAGUCCUGCAGUUAAACUUACUCAAAUGUGGUUUACCCAGCUGGAGUAAUAGAAACUCUUAAGUCAUAAUAAACCUAAUAAAAAAAUAAAUAAAUACAAC